Molecule: messenger RNA, 548 nt
Organism: Rotaria sordida
Lineage: Eukaryota; Metazoa; Rotifera; Eurotatoria; Philodinida; Philodinidae
Source: the annotation of a GenBank genome assembly
AUGUCAUCUUUAUCAACAGCUCAAUUAAUCAUUUCUAUUUCUGAACAUUGUAUGAUCGGUUUUGGUGUUACUAUUUUAUUGAUGGGAAUCAUUGGUAAUACAAUAAAUAUCAUUGUAUUAAACAAUCUUCGACUCUUUCGAGGAAAACCAUCUGUUUUCUAUUUCAUUUUCGAAUCUAUUUGUAAUUUAGCUCAACUUCUUAUUAAUUAUCCAACAAGAAUUAUGAUGGAUGGAUUUGCUAUUAAUUAUACAAAUAUGUCACUUGUUUGGUGUAAAAUGAGAGCAUAUCUCGUUUCAAUUCUUACUCUCAUACCUAUGUUUACAGUAUGUUGUACAUCUUUUGAUCAAUUUCUUUCGACACAUUAUCAAACAGUUUUGAGACAAAUGAGUACACUUACUCUGGCUAAAUAUCUUACAUUUGCCAUUGUUUUCAUUAUUAUUCUUCAUGGUAUACCAAUUCUUGUUUUCUUUGAUCUACUACCUCCAAAUGUUUGUGACAUUCAUAAUGCAAUAUUUAGUCGAUAUUAUUCAUCUGUUUACUAUCCAAU